Miscanthus lutarioriparius is the source of this 1557-nucleotide messenger RNA. NCBI's taxonomy places the organism in Eukaryota, Viridiplantae, Streptophyta, Magnoliopsida, Poales, Poaceae. The record is from the annotation of a GenBank genome assembly.
AUGGCUCCUACCGUCUCGCCCUCCGUGCCCAUCGCCGGCGACGACAGGUUCGCCUCCGCCAUCGUCGCCGGCGCCGCGAGCGGAUUCCACGUGCUCAGGAUCGAGGGUUACUCGGGCACCAAGUUUACCAUCCCCAAUGGUGAGCAUGUCGAGUCCCACCCCUUCCGCGUCGCAGGGCACACCUGGACUAUCAGGUACUACCCCAACGGCAACUGCCCGGAGACAGAAGACUACAUCUCCCUCUAUCUCGUCCUCAAGGAAACCAUCGCCAAGCACUUGAUGGUGCAUCUGGUGCUCAGCUUCAUCGACCAAGUGGAUAAGCAAAGGCCGUCUUACGUCCGUGGUCUCAAGCCGGACAGGUUCGACAGUCACGACAGCUGGGGCCGUGAGAAAUUCGUCAAGAGGACGGAGCUGGAGCAGUCAGAGCGCCUCAGGGACGACUGCUUCACGGUUAGGUGCGACAUCAUCGUCUUGAGUGAGCCCCGCGCGGAGGCUGCUAGGCUUAGGCUCCCCGCCAGUUCCUUCGUCACGGUUCCGCCGCCCGACUGGUCGGAGCACUUCCGCGAACUCCUCCUGGGUGGAAAGGGUGCAGAUGUGAGGUUUGUUGUCGGGGGUGAGACGUUUGCGGCGCACCGGUGCGUGCUCGCUGCUCGGUCGCCAGUCUUUGAUGCGAUGCUCUUAGGCCCCAUGAAAGAAGGCACCACAACACAGAAUCAGAACUGCGUACCGGUAACCAUUGAUGGUAUGGUACCUCAGGUGUUCCGAAGCUUGCUGCAUUUCAUUUACACGGACUCGCUGCCACCGGAGACAGAAGGACAAGGUAAUACUGAUGAUGGCGCCACAAUGUCGCAGCAUUUGCUUGAAGCCGCAGACAGGUACGGCAUGCAGAGGCUAAAGCUGAUAUGCGAGGACAGGCUAUGCCGGCACAUUGACGUGACCACGGUAGCGACCACUCUAGCGUUGGCUGACCAGCAUGGCUGCCGAGGGCUUAAGGAGGCCUGCUAUGAGUUCCUCAAGUCAUCGAAAUCGCUGGACGCAGUGAUGGGAACCGAUGGGUUCCAGCAUCUGCCAGCGAACUUGCGGCGGCGGUGGCUGUCGCAGGGUGGGCGCUCUCACAGCCAGCUCUGUCAGUGCUGCACCGUGGCCUUCUUCGCAUCCUCCUCAGCCAGCACGUCCACCAGCUGCUCUCCAGGAGCAGCUAUUGAGCUCAAGGGUCCAUUUGGUAGCUUUGCUGAGGUAAUUUACAGAUACAAUGAGAUGGUUGCUGCUGAAAAUCACAUCGACCUUGCAGCAGUCAACUUGAUGAGUGAGAAUGGAUCUGCUAGGUCAGCUGGAGGGAUGCCAAAUAGCGAAAGUUUGGCAUUACUUGAUGAGGGUCCUGAUGAAGCUGUACAGAAUUCAGGCCGCAGAAGUUGGAGAAGGUCUCCAGUAUGGCAUCUGCAUCCAUUGCAGAUCAAAAUUGGCAUAUCAUCAAUGUAUUGGAAUAUCCUUCAAGGGAUGGUGAAGAGUGCUCAAGUGGUGGAAAAGAAACCAAGAUCAAUAUCCUAUACUAGCUAA